GAUACCAGAUGGCCAAAAGAAAAACGAAAGAAAGAAAGAAAAAGAACCUAACUGCUAUAAAGUAAUGUCCUAUCCAUAUCUUUUCUCCCUAAAUCUUCCAUUUUUCACAGUCCAAAAAAACUUUCCUCCACCUAAAUACACACACCAAAAAAAGAAAGAAAGAUCUAUCUUAAGAGAAUCAACCAGAAAGAAAAAAAGUGACUUCUAGAAUCUGCAUUCAUUUCUGAAAUGCAGAGGAGAAAAAUGGGAUUCUUGAUGAGAAAUUUUCUAGUUUUAUGUUGUUGGAUGAUUUUAGCUGCAAAAGCAGAAGAGCACAUUACAUACAAAGAUCCAAACAAGCCCUUAGGCAGAAGAAUCAAGGACUUAAUGGGCAAAAUGACUUUGGAAGAAAAAAUUGGCCAAAUGAUACAAAUUGAUCGUACGGUUGCAACUUCAGAGGUCAUGAAGAAAUACUACAUAGGAAGUGUGUUGAGUGGUGGAGGAAGUGUGCCUAAGAAAGAAGCAUCACCAGAAGAUUGGAUUGACAUGAUAAAUGGUUUUCAGAAGGGUUCAUUAUCGACUCGUCUUGGGAUACCUAUGAUUUAUGGGAUUGAUGCUGUUCAUGGCAACAACAAUGCCUAUAAUGCUACAAUUUUCCCUCAUAAUGUUGGUCUUGGAGUAACCAGGGAUCCUCAACUGGUCAAGAAGAUUGGAUCUGCAACAGCACUUGAAGCUAGAGCAACUGGAAUUCCAUAUGUUUUUGCACCUUGUCUUGCGGUUUGCAGAGAUCCAAGAUGGGGCAGAUGUUAUGAGAGUUAUAGUGAAGAUCCUAAAAUUGUUAGGGCAAUGAGUGAGAUGGUUCCUGGAUUACAGGGAGAUGUUCCUUCUAAUGGUAGAUUAGGAGUCCCUUUUGUUGCUGACAAGCAAAAGGUGGCUGCUUGUGCUAAGCAUUAUGUGGGAGAUGGUGGGACAGUGAAAGGCAUCAAUGAGAACAACACAAUUAUUGAUAGACAUGGUUUACUUAGUCUACAUAUGGCAGGUUACUAUAAUUCAAUCAUCAAAGGUGUUGCUACUGUUAUGGUUUCCUAUUCAAGUUGGAAUGGUGUCAGAAUGCAUGGAAAUAAAGAAUUGGUCACUGGUUUUCUUAAAGGCACACUUAGAUUCAGAGGGUUUGUUAUUUCAGAUUGGGCAGGAAUUGACAAGCUUACUUAUCCAUGGCAUACAAACUAUACAUAUUCCAUUCUUCAAGGUGUCAAUGCUGGCAUUGACAUGGUUAUGUUGCCUUACAACUAUACAGAAUUCAUUGAUGGUUUAACAUAUUUAGUGAACAACAACUAUGUUCAAAUGGGCCGCAUCGACGAUGCAGUCAAGAGGAUUCUCAGGGUGAAGUUCCAAAUGGGACUUUUUGAGGAGCCUCUUGCUGAUUAUAGUUUGACGAAAUAUCUCGGAAGCCCGGAGCAUAGAGAAUUGGCAAGAGAAGCAGUGAGAAGGUCACUUGUUUUGUUAAAGAAUGGUGCAAAUGCAGAUGAACCAGUUUUGCCACUUCCAAAAAAGGCAACAAGUAUAUUAGUUGCAGGAGCCCAUGCUAACAAUAUGGGCUACCAAUGUGGUGGAUGGACCAUUACAUGGCAAGGACUUAGUGGAAACACAACAAUUGGUACGACAAUUCUCUCAGCUAUAGAGAACACAGUUGAUCCAGAAACAAAGGUUGUGUUCAAGGAAAAUCCGGAUGCCGAAUUCGUCAAGUCCAACAACUUCUCCUAUGCCAUCGUCGUGGUGGGAGAGACGCCGUACGCGGAAGGCUCUGGUGACAGCCUAAACUUAACAAUCCCAGCGCCCGGCCCGGACACCAUGACCACGGUCUGCGCCUCGGUGAAGUGCGUGGUCGUGCUCGUCACGGGCCGGCCGGUCGUGAUCCAGCCGUAUCUAGCUCAAGUGGAUGCACUUGUAGCAGCAUGGCUACCAGGCACAGAAGGACAAGGUGUUGCUGAUGUCCUGUUUGGUGACUAUGGUUUUACUGGAAAAUUAGCAAGGACUUGGUUCAAGACUGUUGAUCAACUCCCUAUGAAUGUUGGUGAUCCACAUUAUGACCCUUUGUUUCCUUUUGGAUUUGGACUUACCACAGAACCAGCCAAGGCCUACUAAUGAAAACAACUGAUUUUUCACACACACAGACACACAAGAAGUUCAUACACAUCUAUAUAUUACCACUUUAUGAUUUGAGUUUAGUGCAAAGAUUAAACAUGUAACAGAGGCAAUGUCAGACAAGUGGAGUAAUCGAAAUGGAACUUUUUGUUUUGUCUCAA
This is a messenger RNA of Lycium ferocissimum, 2285 nucleotides long. RefSeq lists its product as uncharacterized. The transcript is spliced from 10 exons. The record is from RefSeq and is a predicted model, not a curated record. The coding region runs from base 229 to 2124 and encodes 631 amino acids. Gene Ontology annotation, molecular function: beta-glucosidase activity. Gene Ontology annotation, biological process: glucan catabolic process. Lineage: Eukaryota; Viridiplantae; Streptophyta; Magnoliopsida; Solanales; Solanaceae.